UGGCACAGUUACCGUGACUGCACCUUUCAGCUUCGAAAUAACGGCUUGCCUGCGAUGAGUUGCUUUAUGACUUUAUAAUCAUUAUUGUCAGUUCUUCUGUUCUGUCGGCAGGCAAUCGGCGACCGCUUCUAUUUGCUAAUAUUCGAGAGUGGCGAGAAAAAAAAAAGUGCGUCUCAAGGAAGGUACAUACGAUGAGCUUAUGGGAGCCAUUAACGUCGCAACAGUGAUACCUCCCGCCGAACGCCUGAUUCAGGUUUAUGACCCCGACGUCGACGACUUCACGGCAUCGAAAAGGGUGACGAAGUAAGCAACAAAUCGAAGAUAAAGGUGGGACGCAGGCUUGUCGCUCACACCAAUGUGCUGAAGGACGUGACCAAUAUUACUGUCCCAAUGGGCCGUUGCUCUCCGCUUGCAUGCCAUGUGGCGUCGGAUGAUGACGAAACGAACGCUUUACCAGAACCAUCGAUUUCGAAAGAGGAUGUGCCUGUUGUGGACAAGUGUGACCACUUGAAGUUUAAACUCCCGACCUUUGCCCCUUGGGAAGCAGUGCUCAAUCGGAAGGUACCAAUUGGCGGCGACGUUCGUCGUGCCAUCGUGGAUAUCCUCUUUCAAGAAUGCAUGAAAUUGGCGUUGUACCCUUCACACCGUCUGUAUAUAAGUUUCCGCACCUGAGAGAUAACUUCAGCAUGAAUGGGAAGAUGGGCGGACAUUACUCUUGGGUGGAGGCACUGAAGUGCAAAUUUAAAAAACAUGAGGAAGAAAUUGGAUGACAACCCUGCAGAGCUGGCGAUGCGUGACAAACAUGGCAAAAAGCGAGUGAAACCACCCGAGGAAGCAUGCCCCAAUGCAACGAAACGGAUCUCCCGUCUUCAUGGUCAUGAGCAUUUGGUCGUCCUUGGAGAGACAGAGCAGUCAUUGGAGAACCAUAGGCAGUGGCUCAUUUGCCAUUCAGAGGAAGAGGAAAGCCAAGUCACAAAGGAGAGGUUUCUUCUUACAGCAAAGGAGCGGCAUGAAAAAAUCAUGACUGUGACCCUGGCAGCUGCGUUGUCAGAAUUCCCAUUCCUUGCGACAGAAUCAGCUCUGCUUCUGGAAUUCAGCCUUCCGUGGAACCUUGCAACAGUAUUCGAGAACGGGUUCCUGAGCCUGACAAACAAUCUUGCAGCAUGGUAAUGCAGUACCGGGGGCACUUGAGGUCAUUGCCCAGAGGCGCAAGGAAAAGCUGAGCAACAUCGUUUCCAGGGACGUUCCAACACUGACGCCUUGCGUCGUUAUGGAAAACGAGGUGGUGAAGGUCUUCGUGGACAAACAAGAGCUAUUUGUAGCGUCCUCACUUCUCAGCGGUGUGUGCUGCCUAUUUGCAGCAUUUUGGUGUUCCAUAUAGAGUACCCAUUGGGAUCCCACAAGAUGCUCACAUUCCUCGAGCACGCCUUCGCAGGGCUGAGUGAAACAAAGCAAUGGAGUUCCUGAAAUUCUACAUCCUGCACGGUGGACGAGACGAUCAAUCCAAUGAGAAAUAACUUCAGUUCCUGGCCCUAAUAAUAAAAUAAUAAAAUACUGGCUUUUGUA
This is a messenger RNA of Ornithodoros turicata, 1566 nucleotides long. RefSeq lists its product as uncharacterized. Lineage: Eukaryota; Metazoa; Arthropoda; Arachnida; Ixodida; Argasidae. The transcript is spliced from 10 exons. The record is from RefSeq and is a predicted model, not a curated record. The coding region runs from base 751 to 1170 and encodes 139 amino acids.